CAAAUUUCAACUACUUGUCAACGUCCGUGGACGUCGGUGCUCAGUGGUUGAAAGGGCUGGUUACAGUAAAUGGAAAGAGGGGCUCAUGGGGAUCAGUCUAUAGCUGGAAGCCUCAACACAGCCGACUCACUUUACAGCUAACAAUCUUAUCAGUUUGUGAAAUCACGUUGAUACCACGACAUCAUUAGGAUCAGAGGUGAAACCAUGAGGGUGCUGUUGGGUGUCAUCCUGUGCACCAUGGUGCUUCUACUGCCCCUAAGGAGCUGUGCUGCGGCAAUGCGACCAGACUUGACAAUCACUACAAUAAAGCAAGAUCCAUACACCAUGUCCAAAGGCUCUCAGAUGGAAGGUUACUGCAUGGACCUGCUGUCUGAACUGGCCAAGAAACUGGACUUCAAGUACAACGUGCACCUGGUGAAAGAUGGGUCCUAUGGCAGGCAGGAUGAGACUGGGGCCUGGAACGGGAUGAUCGGAGAGGUGGUGAGAAAGGAGGCAGACCUGGCGAUUGCUCCUCUGACCCUCACUGCUGCCCGGGAGAAGGUUGUGGGGAUGACCAAACCCUUCAUGCAGACAGGAAUCAGCAUUCUCCUGAGGAAAGACAUCUCAGAAGAGGCUGGCAUCUUUGACUUCCUGACCCCCUUCUCAGUAGAGACCUGGGUGGGGAUCCUCGCUGCGUACCUGGGGACUGCUGUCUCCAUCUGUGUAGUAGCCAGACUCAGCCCAUGUGAGUGGAGUCAACCCCAGACUGAGGAAAACAGCUUUACUUUCAGCCACAGUUUGUGGUACACUGCUGGAGCCCUCACUCUACAGGGUGCCGGUCCACACCCCAAAGCUUUAUCAGGACGCAUAAUAUGCUGCACCUGGUGGUUGUUUGGUCUGGUCCUCUUGGCUUGCUAUUUCUCCAACCUCAGCACAUCUCAGGGCUCAGACUCCAAUCAGCUGAUGGUGAAAGGGUUUGAGGACUUGGCCAACCAGCAAGGGAUUGAGUAUGGGACCCUGUCUGGCUCCUCCACACUUGCCUUCUUCAAGAACUCUAAUAACCCAACCUACCGCAGGAUCUACGAGCACAUGGAGAGAGCCAAGAGUUUUGUGUCAUCAAUGGAUGAGGGUGUUCGCCGGGCAAAGGAGGGCAACUUUGCCUUCAUUGGAGAGUCUGUGUCACUGGACUUGGUGGCGGCUCGUCACUGUGAGCUGGUCCGUGUCCAUGAGGUCAUCGGCAUGAGAGGGUACAGCAUCGCAGGCACCCUGGGCUCUCCCAUGCUGAAGAACCUCAGUGUGGCCAUCCUGGAGCUGAGUGAGGCAGGAGAGCUGGCUUACCUGCGCAGUAAGUGGUGGGCCAGCAGCUGCAUGGCAGACGCAGCCAAGGCCUCCCCCUUCCAGCCCCACAGCCUGAAGGGCAUGUUCCUGGUGCUUGCUCUGGGCCUGGGGCUAGGGGUGCUGCUGGCUGUCCUGGAGCUCACCACCAAGUCCCGGAGCAAUGCCAGGGAGCAGAGGAAAUCCUAUUGCACAGUGUUGUCUGAUGAACUGAGUCAGCGCUUGAGGACCACCGCCACCAACCAGAAGAGGAGCCAGGAAACCACAGACAAAGACAAAGCAUGAGUAGAAAUGAUAGUAGAUACUCCAUUAUAUAUGGCCUAACAAAGCAUUUGUCACUAUGCAGGUCUUGACAUGAGUUUUGUUCUAGAUACUUUUUUUUUUUAACCACAAAGAAACACUGUGUAUCAGAUAUGCUUGCAGACUAUUUCCAGGCUGUUAUAUGACAUGUGUUAGUUAACAGAGUAAUAAAUAGCGUACUGGAGAGGUGGAGUAAAUUAACAAUUCUACAGUAUUAUUAUGUUGAAGAUAUUUUAUUGAGAAAAAAAACAUGUAUAUCUACUGUUACAAAUAAUUUCAUGUGUAGUGAUUUAGAAAGAUUUAAGAGCGGUGCAAAAAUAGAAAUGAAACCUGAAGGUCCAAGUCAAGUCAUCUUGUAAAUUAGGAAAAAUCAUCACUUUCAAAGAGUUUACAUUUCAGUACUUUUGGUCAGCACAAAUACUGAGAGCAAUAUAUUACUGUUAUUAAUGAAAUUAUGCAGUACAUUCGUUUUAAAGUAGAUCAUACAUAUACAUAUUAUAGAUACCAAGUAUACUGAACUGUUUUUGUACAAUUGGCAGCACACAUUUCGCACAUUCGUUUCAAACCUAUAAAACCGUCUGUUCACUUACAUAACAUGUUUUGUCAUUAUAGAACUCAACACAUUUUUUUAAAAAGCAUUAUGUCAUAGAACGAUGUUGAUGUAAAAGUUACGGCAUAUCUUUCAAUAAAACCAGUCUAGUAAUGAA
Messenger RNA from Oncorhynchus mykiss (rainbow trout), 2321 nucleotides. RefSeq names its product glutamate receptor U1. Gene Ontology annotation, biological process: monoatomic ion transport. The record is from RefSeq and is a predicted model, not a curated record. Gene Ontology annotation, cellular component: membrane. Gene Ontology annotation, molecular function: ligand-gated monoatomic ion channel activity; signaling receptor activity. Lineage: Eukaryota; Metazoa; Chordata; Actinopteri; Salmoniformes; Salmonidae.